Ruditapes philippinarum (Manila clam) is the source of this 1914-nucleotide messenger RNA. Its product is annotated as gem-associated protein 2-like. Gene Ontology annotation, cellular component: SMN complex; nucleus; spliceosomal complex. Lineage: Eukaryota; Metazoa; Mollusca; Bivalvia; Venerida; Veneridae. The coding region runs from base 77 to 970 and encodes 297 amino acids. The record is from RefSeq and is a predicted model, not a curated record. Gene Ontology annotation, biological process: spliceosomal complex assembly; spliceosomal snRNP assembly. The transcript has 9 exons.
AAGGCUGACUGAAAUAAGAAGAAAAAAGAAAAGAAAAAAGAUUUGUUUACAAGUCAAUGCAUACUAUUUUACCAGCAUGGAUACUGGAGAAGAAAGUUUUGAGGAUGACAAUCUAGGUAUUCAGGCAUUCCAUGUAGAAUCUGAUGAAGAUGACCUUGAUCUUGACAUACCACCAACAACUGGCAAUGAAUACCUGAGACGUGUACGUAUGGAGGCAAGUGGUUGUCCAAAAAUAGUUGUUGCAGAUCUUGAUGUGAAAUCAUUAAACAAGAAACAGACAGUUCAUGUGAAGGAGUGGAUAGGUGACCACCAGCCUGCACCGAGAGGAUUUGCUCCAAGUCUUCAAUGGCAGAAUAUGCAAGUGGCCAACUUUGCUGAACAGAGACAGAAUCUGGCACGUUAUAAAGCAAAAAGAAAAACUCUUAAAGUAACCAAGUUGCCAACAGUGCCACAUGCUAAUGAUGUAGAGGCCUGGUGUAGAUUGUGUUUUGGUCGAUUAAGACCCCCAGCAAGGCUUGGACAAGACCCAUCUAAAAUAAAAUCUGAUUUAAAUACUAGUGAGAAUGAGACUGAUAUUAAGAUGGAUUCUGACAGGGAGACAACUGAUGCUGACAGACCAGAAAGUUCUACAACAUUUCCCUCCCAUGAGGGCAUUUUACCUCUAGUUAGUGUAAUGGUGGCCAUGGAUCAGCCGACAGUGUUAAAAGUUUUAGAGUAUCACCUAAAUUGGUUUGAAGCCACAGGAUUUACAGAAAGACAGGGUUAUUGGUUUUAUGCAUUAUUAGUAAGUCUAGAUAAACCAUUAAUACCAGAUGCCUGCUCCUUGUUACGAGGUCUAGCUAGAGCUUGCUCAAGAUUACGUGCAUCUCUUGAGAGCAUAGAUGACCCAAGACUUACACCAUUAAACUUAUUCAUAUGUUUAAUAUCAAGAUACUUUGACCAAUCAGAUUUGAUGGAUCGUGUCACAUGACAAUACUGCAGGGAUGUUAAACAAUCAAUGUUCUUCAGUAAUGUUCCAGAUAUGUUGAGUUAGAUAAGUCAGGUCUUGUGGACUGUAUCAAAUAAAUGAUUACAUGUGGACAGUACCAUCACCUGAGAAAACAAUAUUUGUAUAGACAAGCAGUGUGGUAAAAGUCACCAUAUGAAAGCAUUCUUCUAUUUUGAGUACAGCAGUUUGAGAAAUAGUUUGAGGAAUAGUUGGGCUAUCCUAUUCAUUCAGUGCCUCCUGCAUUUUUGAGGAAUGUGACUGCAUAACGCUUAGUUAUGGUUCUUGGUGCAAUAUAAUGUCUCAUAUACAUAAGUUAUAUAUAUAUGAAUACUCGUGUAUGUCUUUACGAUGGAUCAUAAUUUAGAUUAAAUUCUCGAAUUCUACCUGUCCAGCUGGUGUAAACAUGCAUACAAGGAUGUACAAAGAACCCCAAAUUCUGUUCCUAUAACCGCGGAAGUUAUUCACUGGUAGCUUCUCACAUCCCAUUUAUAUUAUUGCUGUAUUUUUACUAGAUUUACUUAAACAAAGAAGAUUCCUUGUUAAGGUUGUGCGCCAUGCAAAAGGGACUGCGCUGUUCACGGACAAGUCUUGUUAUUAUAAACAAAUAUAGAAUGUAAAUAUAAUUACUAUAUAAAGUAUUUAAAGAGCUGUCCUCUACAUAUUUCAGUUUUCACAUUUUACAUUCAAUUUUUAGAUAAAAGCUUCUUUUGCUCUAGCUUUUUAUUACGAAGGAUUUCAAAAACAGUGGGGCAGUAGUUUUAAAUUUACAAGAUGAUUCUAUCAAAACUAAUACUGAAAGGUCAUAAAGCUAUAUUUGACCAUCUCAAAUUGAAAGAAUAAUGUUUGUAGAAGUAUAACAUGAAAAUACAGGUUUCAGUAUUUCUAUAGUACAAAGUCAGUUAUAGCUUUACACCCAUAACACUUAA